CAUAUUUCCGGCAAAUUCUGAAAGAUAGCAGAGCAAUACUGGUGUAUUCUGGAGGAGUGGCGAUUGGUCUGUGGCUUCUCUCAGCCGAGGUUAUGUAUUACACUGAGAGAUACAGCAUCGAUCCACAGGUUAGUAAUCACUAUUCGACUCUCGAUGGUAGCUUGUGGCUCACUCUCUUGAACAUGUCGGGUGAGUCACCACUUGGGGACUACUCCUUUUGGGGGUCUAUCGUAACUGCCGCAUUGGGGGUCUUUGCUGUGGGAGUAAUUGCAGUGCCACUGGGCGUGUUUGGCGCGGGAAUGCAGGACAGGUUGGAGUCCCUUUUGGAAGAAGACAGUGCAGUUUUAGCGACGGCUUCAAAGGAGGCGAUGCUUGCAACUUCAGAGGCCCUCCGUCAUACCACCACAUUACAGCGUCGUGCCUUUAUCCUUGUGAACCCUAGAGAGGCGGAUAAUCGAAGUAAGCUCGAUUGGUAUAGAGGAGCCACUAUGCAGUAUUGGUCACGACGCUACCAAUAUUGGCUGGGGUUCUGGCUGGCAGUUAGCACUACAGUUGCCGUCCUAGAGACCCUUCCAGCUUACCAUACUACAUGGCCGGCUUGGACAAGGGCACUCCUCUCUAUUGGGGAGACACUAGCUGUCCUGGUCUUCACGUUAGACUAUGUUCUAAGGCUGUACGGUGCCCCUAUGAGUGUUGGACGAUGGGCUCCACAAGGUUACGUCUCUGACACUGCGAUGAGGUGGGCUUAUGCUACGACCUUUCUCGCGGUUGCCGACUUUCUCUCUGUUCUACCCUGGUGGAUAACGGUCUCAACUAAUUCACAACUCACCGAUCGUUAUGAUGGCGAGUUCCGACUGCUUAGAUUAUGUCGAAUAUUCAACUUGGACUUCCUCACGGUGACUUGUUCCCUCCUAUUGUCCGUAGUGAGAGCCCAGCGAAGGUGCCUCGGUCGUGCUUUGUAUGUCGUACUAGUCUUAUGGCUUUCUCUUGGGGGUCUAUUGUGGUUUACUGAGCAUAAUGAUGAUCAGCUCGCUGGCAGUCCACAACUACCACAGUCUUCGCGCUACGGUUCGUUGGUGUCCUCCUCGAUCCCCUUCGCUAUGGUGCAUCUGACUGGUGAUUUUCCUCUCAUCGACUACACUACCACCGGCAAAGUAGUGCUGGGCCUCACUGUUGUAUUGGCCGUUGGUGUUGCUGCAGUACCGGCUGGUCUCUUGGCAGCAGCAUUCACGAAGGCUCUUAGAAGGCAGAGGGAGAGGGAGCGAGCCAGGAGGAGGGAGGCUGCAGGGAUCAUUGGAAAGCAUGUACGGAGGUACAUGGUGAGGAAGAGGCUUGAAGGCAUCAUAAUGGAGGCACGUCUGAGGCAGAUGAGGGAGUUAGCGGAGCGACGCAAAAGAACGCUCGUUCAUCGUGUCCACCAUUAUAUACAUCAUGAUAGAUUCUACCGAGGCUUUAUGCUCACCUUGGUUCUACUCAAUGUCCUAGCGAUAAUACUCGAGAGUGAUGCUGCAGUAUUGAUUAUCAUUGGCAAACGUGGCUUUGACUACUUCGAAUUCGCAUCAGUAUGCGUCUUCACUAUUGACUACCUAGCCAGGGUAUACAGCUCUACGGCCAACCCUCUUGUUGGGUGUAGCCGUGGAAGAUACAUGAGAUCCUUCCUAGGUCUAGUGGACCUGAUAUCGAUACUACCAUUCUGGGUAGAGUGCCUUACAUACCUAAUAGAGCCAUCCUAUGCUGGCUCACCCGAUGCGAGCAUCUUCCGUAUCUUUAGAAUCUUCCGAAUCCUCCUACUGGAGCAUUUCCUGGUAGCAUGGCGGCAGCUGUCAGUGGUAUGGUCCGAAUGUAGGGACACCGUCCUCUCGACCGGCGUCAUCGCAGCUGUGGUCUGGUUAUUCGCCUCCUGCCUCUUCUAUGAGUUUGAGAAUUCCUCCUCUAUCAGUGGAAUAUCUCCUUUCGAUUCAAUACCCUCUAGCAUGUAUUACACAGCUGUAUUCCUAGGCGGUGAAUGGAGUAUGGUAGACUUCUCCCCAUCAGGCAAGUGCCUCUGUGUAGUAGUAUCUCUACUAGGAGUGGCUCUCUUCGCCAUGCCUGCUGGUCUACUCUUCGAAGCAUUCGGAGAUGUCCUAACCAAGUGUGAGCUUUUGGAUGAUUAUGGUCGAUCGUCGUCGAAGGUCGCGGGUGGUGAGAGCGACCACGUGGUGUAACGCCGCACAUGUUAUUUUUAAUUGAGUUAUUCUGGCCUAGAACAAGCCGUUAUGAAGGGUUAUGCUCUCCAUGUGAAUGAUGCAUUAAUAAGAAGUAACAUAGUGUCGUUUGAGGCUGUGCAUAAAUCGAUUUCAAUGCUG
Perkinsus marinus ATCC 50983 is the source of this 2345-nucleotide messenger RNA. RefSeq lists its product as hypothetical. Gene Ontology annotation, cellular component: membrane. Lineage: Eukaryota; Perkinsozoa; Perkinsida; Perkinsidae. The transcript has 9 exons. The record is from RefSeq and is a predicted model, not a curated record. The coding region runs from base 93 to 2204 and encodes 703 amino acids. Gene Ontology annotation, biological process: potassium ion transmembrane transport. Gene Ontology annotation, molecular function: voltage-gated potassium channel activity.